Westerdykella ornata is the source of this 447-nucleotide messenger RNA. RefSeq lists its product as uncharacterized. The coding region runs from base 1 to 447 and encodes 148 amino acids. The transcript has 2 exons. Gene Ontology annotation, cellular component: cytoplasm; nucleus. Lineage: Eukaryota; Fungi; Ascomycota; Dothideomycetes; Pleosporales; Sporormiaceae. The record is from RefSeq and is a predicted model, not a curated record.
AUGAAGAUAUUAACCUUACACGGCCUCGGAUCGUCAGCGUCAAUGCUGAAAGAGCAAAUUGCCCCUUUUAUGAGAGAAUUAGGCCCAAGCUAUCAGUUUACUUUUGUUGAUGGAGAAAUACCCUGUGGCAGAGGGCCGGGAGUACCACACUGGGCAACAGGACCUUUCUUUUCGUAUGCGGCCGGCUUCAGUCCACCACAAGUACAGAAUGCACUCGACCGACUGGAUCAGUUCAUCAGGGAGAAGGGACCCUUUGAUGGUAUCCUUGGCUUCAGCCUCGGAGCAGCUUUGGCCAUGCUCCAUAAGAAAUUGUGUAUGGCAUCUUUGACGCAGGUACACACACACAAAGGGGCCCAUGACAUUCCUUUCACCAGAUCGGAUGUCAAAAGCAUCGUCUCAUCAAUCAGGAACGUAGCUGAAGAGCUGAUUGAAUGGGGUGCAGGAUGA